GACCGUGAAGCCUAUAAAAGUGAUAUUUCUGAUUCAACAAAAUAGAGCAACUGAUUCGUGGCAAAAUGUUAAAGACGUAGGCUUUAUAAAGUUUUGUAUAAAAGGAGAAAAAAUUCAGUUAAUUUCUUAAGUUGGAAUCAACAAGUUCUUACAGCAAAAUGCAGUUAAUCAUUAAAGUGCUUUCUGUAGUAGCUGGUGCUAGCCUAUUGGCCGUUGUGGUAUCCGGUGCUAACGAAAUGAAGCCAAUAUUUGAGAUUCAACGGGAACGCAAUGAAAAACCCAAGGUGGGACAAAGAAUUGUUAAUGGAGUAACAGCACUUCCAAAUGAAUUCCCUUAUGCAGUUGAAGUAGAUAUUAUUGAGACUCAACUAUCUGUGCUUGGUAUAGUUCUGUUAUCCCAAACCUAUGGGAUUUGUAGUGGAAGUAUCAUAGGACGACGUGCAAUACUUACUGCAGCGCAUUGUAUUAAUACCAAUCGUCAGAGUAUUCUUGAAGUGCUUGUAUUUUUAGAAUACAGUUAUAGGAUUCGUGGUGGAUCUGUGAAUGUAAAUAGUUUUACAUUUGAUGUAACAACGGAUGUUGCUUACCAACAUGAGAAUUAUAAUGCCAAGACCGGUGAAAAUGACGCAGGUAUCAUUGUCCUGUCCGAAGCACAAGCAUUUAAAUUCGACACACCAAAUGUGCAACCACUUUCAUUGGCGACUGAUACAAGUUUAUUGUACGAUGGUCAGUUGAUUACAGUUGCUGGUUAUGGAUAUACUAGCAAUACUGCAACUGCAACAUCAACUACAUUACAAAAGACAGAUCUUUAUGUGGUUUCAACGGCUGUUUGCCAAACUAGCUACACAGAUACUAUACCGAGUACAAGUUUUUGUGCUGAAAGCCACAUGAAUUCAAAGAGUUCCAUAUGUUCAGGGGAUUCUGGUGGACCAGUAUUAGCUUUAGACAAUACCGUUUAUGUUGGUGUUGGAAUAUCAGCAUUUGGAUCAAGUAAGGGAUGUAAUUUAGCACCGCAGGGUUUUACAAAUACUUUUGAAGUUUAUAUUUGGAUUGAUACAACGCUCAGUAACAAUGACCUUUACUGAAUGGCACUAACUGAUGUCCAUUAAUAAAAAUUUGAGGAAUUGCUUUUAGGGCAUGAGUCCCAAAUUAUAUAAUUAUGUAUCCUAUUGAAGGACUUUGUGAAAAUGAAGUACAUAAUAAAGAAAAUCUAAUAGA
This is a messenger RNA of Lutzomyia longipalpis, 1218 nucleotides long. RefSeq lists its product as uncharacterized. NCBI's taxonomy places the organism in Eukaryota, Metazoa, Arthropoda, Insecta, Diptera, Psychodidae. Gene Ontology annotation, molecular function: serine-type endopeptidase activity. The transcript is spliced from 2 exons. Gene Ontology annotation, biological process: proteolysis. Bases 159 to 1085 code for a protein of 308 amino acids. The record is from RefSeq and is a predicted model, not a curated record.